Soboliphyme baturini is the source of this 1676-nucleotide messenger RNA. The record is from the annotation of a GenBank genome assembly. Lineage: Eukaryota; Metazoa; Nematoda; Enoplea; Dioctophymatida; Soboliphymatidae.
AUGGAUGUAGAACGCAGCUUUGUAAUGGCGUCAACUUCUAGCAACGGUACUCCGAGGGGUGCAGCAGACCCGGUGUGUCGUCCCCGGAUGGGCGUGCGAGACAUCGGGCGUCAAACGCCGUUGACCGCUUCCGUUACCCCCGUCAGGAGACUUCCGCCAUCGUCCGUUGUUUACAGCAGCGAGAGGUCGUUGCCGGAGAAGUUCACCAGCGCCAUCAGGAACCUGGGCCGAAAGGCGGUCGCUUUCAACCGUAUGAACUUGACGACGGCGGCCGUGACCGGCGGAUCAUCAUCUGGAGGAACCACGGCGGUGGACGACGAUGAUCUAGUUUUCUUCUCAUCAUCCAAUGCACACAGCAUGGCUAGUCGUUCCGAUCGUAAGUCGCCGGCCGAGCUAACGUCGGUUAAGGCGAAUCAUUUUGCAAGGAACCACCUCAGUUACAGCAAAAGCGCUGAAAAGCUCAGCUUCAACGGUUCUCUGACCCCAUAUCGUGAUCCGAAACAGAGCCAAUUGACGGCUACAGAUCGACAGAGCGGAUUUUGUCGUUUUCAGAGCGAUCUGCGACUGUCUCGCAACGAUGCCGAUCGUCAUUACGAAAAUCUGCCGGUCGUCGUUACUGCAAAGGCAGAACUGGCACAAAAAAUUAAAUCCAGAAAUGCCUGUUCGAAGAAUGAUCCAUUUUACAACGUCAACCCUUGCUGUUCCAGUAUGCACGAUCUGCCCUUGAAGCAGCAGGAGGAAACGGAAAGAAAUUUCGCCAAUAGGUUCCUCAAAGAGAAAGAUGGAAAUUCAAGAAUUACCAGUACUUCACCUACGGACAGCGGUUAUAGGUCGGUUCCCAGAAGCACGUUGACCACGGAAGACUCGACCAUGGCUGCGUCGCCAAACGGGAUGAGUUCGCAUGGUUACGCUAAUUUCAACGGGGCGGUGAUGACGACACUAGAUGAGCUGAGAAAGGGUCAGCAGAGCAGCAGGCCGACCACCGGUUUUGGCGAGUAUUGUGAGGGCACCGUUGCGUCUAAUGACAUUGAUCAGACGAACAGGGCAUCGUUAAUCAGAGGCGGAGGCUCAGAGGUUCGUAGUAUGUACCAGAAUGGGAAAUUCGUGCACGAAUGUUCCCCCGGAAGCUCGAUUGGGAUGAUCGACGGAAAACCGUCAGAGGGUUACAUAUUUCAAGGCGAAGACGCGGCGUUCCUAGAGAAUGGUGGCAGCAUUGAUACAUUGAGCACAAACGUAUCACUGCCAGAAGAGUAUGCGUUGGUGCGAUGUCCGAAGCUGGUCGAGCUGACGGGUACGCCAUGGACCGAAAAGACCAUCGUCGCACUGACAACCACUGGCCGUCUGAAAUUGUUUGCCGCCAAUCGAGUGACCGCCAGCGCCGUGCCAAAAAUUCAUCGUCACCUUCAGACGCUGUUCACAAGGAUCGCCAGGGAACUGCAACGGUUUUGUCGCCGUUUCAGUAAGUGCUCGAAGCACGACGUUCAUUACGCCACGAAGGUUAUAUUGCCGACCGGAGUGGCCGAAAACUGUCUGAAGGCAGCGGUUCAGGCGGUGACCAUGUAUACUAUGAGCGGUACAGAUUCUGUUAAACAGAGUCGCAGCAUGAACGCCGGAUUGACAUUUUCCGUGGGAAAGUUUUUCAGAUGGCUAUGUGAUGCGCAGGUAAGCAACUGAAC